Molecule: messenger RNA, 2937 nt
Organism: Seminavis robusta
Lineage: Eukaryota; Bacillariophyta; Bacillariophyceae; Naviculales; Naviculaceae
Source: the annotation of a GenBank genome assembly
AUGUGGAAUACGUGGGUCGAAAAGGCCGCCAAGGCUGCUGCCGCCAUUGAUCAGCAGCUGAACGAAUCAGUGGGUGCCGAGCCUGGGGCAACCAAACCGAUCAUUGCGCCCACAUCUCCCAGUGGAGGGGAACAGGAAGGGACCAGUGUAUGGAACGACGAUGAUUUCGCAUUUGACGACGAUGACGAGGAAGAAGCACCCCCGAACGAAGAACCCAAAGAAUUGGAGACGGAAGCACCCAAUAAGGAAAAUGAAGCGGCCAACCCAGCGGCAGUCGAAGAAGAAAAGCCUGCUAUUAGCAAACCACCUGUAGCCAAUAGUGCCGAGACACCCGAAACAGAAGCACAACCACAACAGCCACCACAAUCGGCAUUCAAUCAUCAACCUACCAGUCCUACUAGUCCCACAUCGGCAACAUCCUCGGGAGGAUUCGGGUUGGGAGGAUUUGCCAAUCUUGUUGGAGGAGGAGGGGGAGAGGCCACAACACCUGCUCCUGCUCCUGCCAAGGCGUCCAAUGAAGUCAAUUUCAUGUCCCCAUUUUCCACCAUUUUGUCAUCCCUGAGCAACGAUCAGGAACAAAUGGAUCAACAAAUGCCGCAAGAGGAACCAGUGCCACCGACUCCCAUUAAAGAGCCAGAGCCCCCGGUGGAAGAGCCUAAGAAGGAAGAGCAACCGAAUAACGACGCCAAACCGAAUAACGACGCCACCAUGGAAAUGCAGGAUCCGUCCGAGGGUGCCUGGAAAGAGGAUGAUAUUGAUUUGGGUGACGACGACGACGAAGAGGAACCACUGGUACCCGAGAAAAAGGCGGAAGAGUCUGAACCAGCCGAUAAGCCGACUUCCCCAGUCCCAGUCAAGGAGGAAAAGAAAGUGGAGGAAACCGUCAAAGAAAUCCCACCAGCUCCACCAGAGGCCGCCCCACAACAGGCCUCUUCUACCGACGCCUCGAAUAGCGCGCCACAGGUCGAUGCACUCAAUAAACGAUUGGAACAAGUCCAAAAUGACUUGGCACAACGAGAAGCACAAUUGGCGGCCAAAGCCGAUCAACUCUUGACACUGCAACAAAUGUACGAAAAAGACAAGGCUGAAUUGGUCAAAAAAGCAGCCGAUACCAAGGAAGAAGCCAAAAAACGACUGGCCAAAGCACGUGAACGGUGCGAAGCGGCCGAAUCCAAAUUGCAGGCGUCGACUUCGGCACUUUCCGAAGAUGCCGCCAAACAGGCCGAGAUUAUUUCCGAACUACGUGAAGAAGGAGAAAAGUUGGCAAAGAAACAAUCGGAAAUGGAACGAAUGGUACGAACGGCACGAGGGGAAGCCCGAACACUCAAAGAAAACUUGGAAGAUGAAACCAAGGCCAAGGACACGGCAUUGGCCAAGAUUGAGACAUUGCAAGCCGAUCUCAAAUCGACUCAAGAGCAACUGGCAUCGGCUCGGAAAGGAGAAACACAGGCUGGGUAUCUAGAGAAUGAAAUGCAAAAAGCAAAGGAGGAUAUUGCCAACAAGGCCAACACAAUCAUGUCUUUGGAGCAGACUGUCAAGCAACUGGUUGCGGGGAACAAGGAACUUGCCAAGGAAGCCGAGGAAUCGCGACAAGGAUUGACACAGGACAACCAGAAAGCAGUCACGGAAUUGCGACGAGAGCACAAUGAAGCCGUCGCGGAUAUGGAAAACAAACUGCAGACUACGGAACGUGAGGCUGCCGUGAGAGAAGAUGCAUUGCGUCACGAAGUGGAAGAACUGCGAAAGCGAUGGCAAGAUGCUGUGAGAAGGGCUGAUGCAUCGAGUAUGGAUGUUCAAUCCAGCACGGCGCCUCUGCUUCGUCAGCUCGAAAGUAUGGAGCGUCAACAGCGAGCUCGUGCGUCAGCUGCUGCAGAGCUGGAAACCAAGCUAAGAGCCGAGCUCGAAGAAACAGUCAUUCGAAAUGAAAAGUUGACAAAGGAGCACACUGAGAUAAAGACAAAGCACAAUCGCCUCGACCGACUGACCAAGGAACAACAGCAUGAUCUUGAGGAACGGCAAAACACCAUCGAUGAGCUCACAACGAAGAUUGCUCGUCUCGAAGAAAAGCUGCAAAGCAUGUUAGCGGAGCACGAGAAACGGAGAGAGGAGUACGAAAGGGUGGAAAAAAUGGCCAACGAGGGCGUCACGAAGGUAAGGAGUGAAAUGAGUCAAGCAGUGCUGGAAAGCGAAGAUCGGUAUCGUUCCCAGAUCGACUCGAUGAAAGAGGAACUCCUUCUUGAGCAGAAGAAACUUCGGGUUGAGACGGAAAAGCGCACUCAACUGGAAGCACAAGUAGAUCAGCUUUUGGAUAGCGCUGCGAUGAUGAUUAUUCCCGAUGCAAACCAUGAGUCGGCGAAGCCAGUCAAGUUGAAGCAGUCAGAAGGCCAGGCGGAUAUUUUGGAAAGCGCACUUCUUGGACUUGGUGGCGACGACACUGACGACAAUUUGUCUGAAGAUGAUGAGGAUGUACCAAAGCCCGAACUACACCAUCAAACCUCCACUGGAAGCAGCUAUGCUGCGUUGGAACAGCUGACACAGAAUCUCAAAUCGACCAAGAAGGAGCUCACUACCUUGCGAAAUCGCCUAGAGGAAUCCGAGAAGACUCGAGAAAGUCUGAUGGUUGAUCUCGGGGAAUGCCGCGGUGCCAAGGAGAAAAUUCCGCUGCUUGAAGCAAAGGUUAAGGAAUUGAUGGCGGACAACAAUGAGAAGGAAUUGGAGAUUCGUGGUCUUCAGGAAGACAUCUUAGAAGUCAAAGAAAUGUAUCGCAGCCAGCUCAAUAUGCUGCUUGAAGAACAAGCAGGUGUGAAGGCGGCUGAAGCUGCCGCAAAGGCGGCGGAAGCUGCCAAGCAAGCUAAAAUGAAUGGAACCAGCAAUCCUCCUGCCGAGGAAGCUCCUGUCCCUGAACUCGUGGAGGAUGCCCUCAUAGGAAUUGCAUGA